This is a messenger RNA of Penaeus indicus, 2714 nucleotides long. RefSeq names its product glycoprotein-N-acetylgalactosamine 3-beta-galactosyltransferase 1-like. NCBI's taxonomy places the organism in Eukaryota, Metazoa, Arthropoda, Malacostraca, Decapoda, Penaeidae. The transcript has 7 exons. Gene Ontology annotation, cellular component: membrane. Gene Ontology annotation, molecular function: N-acetylgalactosaminide beta-1,3-galactosyltransferase activity. Bases 1455 to 2714 code for a protein of 419 amino acids. The record is from RefSeq and is a predicted model, not a curated record.
AGAGUUGCCACUCAAGGACACCUAAUGCCUGGAUUUAGGUAAAUAUACAUGUGAGGGACCUUGAUCUACAGGUAGACCACCACCUCCUGUGUACUAGGAACAAUUGGGGUCCUAAUAAUCAUAAUUCAACGAUUAUACAAGGGGUAGUCUGGAGAGAGUGAUAAAAUGGUCAAUAUAAAGUUUUUACAAAAUGAAGCAAAAAUUACAAAAUUUCCUUUUACUUUGGGAAGGCCAUUGCAUAAACUGUGUGAAUGGAAUUGUACUUGUUUAUAUAGUUUGAAAGAUUUAUUUUCUGAUGGGAUUUUCAUGUCAAAAAAAAAGAGAGAGAGAAAACAAAAAAACGUUAUUACUACUGAACUUAUUUAUUAAUUUUGUUAUUAUUCAUAUUCUUAUUAUAUCUGUACUUUGAUAGCAUAGAAUAAGUUGUAUAUAUGUGUAAUUUUCAUUCUCUAAAAUGUUUUUGAAAAUAUAUUUAUACUCAAGUAUUUGUGGCAAAAUAUGUACAAGUAGAGUUCAUGUAGCUAAAUAUACUUAUUUAGUUUGCUUGUUUUUUUUGCUUGUUAGCGCACACAAUGGAUGAUCUCUUGCUAGCAGUAGCCAAAGGUGUAAAUAAAGUAGCUAUUAUUAUUUACCUUGUUUUGAGCAGUAUUAAUGCUUACAAUAUUUUUUAUCUAAUGGAUAAGGGGUAUCUCAUAGGGGACAAGCUAAAGUAAAUGAGAAAAAGAAGAAAAAUGUGAAGCUAAGAUCUUAUCAUUUUAUACAAAUUUGUAUCAAGAAGAAAAGAAAAAAAAGAGAGAAAAUAAGAAUCAAAGUUAUGGUGUUAUCAUUUUGUAUAUUUUAUACAAAAAAAAAAAAAAAAAAUAUGAGUGAGAAGAUAAACAAUAGAAAGAUAAGAUAGAUUUUUUUAAAUGUUCUUUCUCGUUAGUAAGAUUUAAAAAAUAAAUAGAUAAAUUAAUUAUUAAAAAAAGACAAGUGAUUAACAUUACUUUGUGAUAAAAAUUCAUUCUAUAGAUGUAUUUUAUAGAAAAAUAAAAAAUUACACUAUAAAGGAUGAAUGAAAAACUUCAUAGCCGACAUCCAAGUUCCUAUUUUUCAUCCCCUUAUAAAUGGAUAAUAAUUUUAGAGAGCAGAAGGUGGAACUUGUUUCAUUUGAUUGAAAAAUAAAUAUGAGCAUUUGUCAGAUAAAAAAAAAAAAAAAAAAAAAAUUCCAUGAAAGUAUGAAAGAAAUUUUUGGUGAGUCAUUUUUUUUUUCUGUUGAUGACUGACCUUUUUGACCUUCAAUAUUUCAGAAGAAAUAAAUUCAAGACAUUGACCAAAAUGUGUAAAGACUGUCCCUGAGUUCUGUGGCUUUGUAUGCUUCACUCAUUUCUCUUUAGUCAUAAGGUGUUCCAUCACAGCAGUCAUUUUUAGCACCUAGUGAAUAAUAAACACCCAUUCUAUUUGCAGGAGUCACAAUGGUCAUAAGCCGCAGCUUCAUUCUAACCCUGGGGACUGGAAUGUUCUGCGGUUUCUUCUCCUUCUAUCUCUUAAACACCACUGUAACUCUGCACCCUCGCUACAUAGAGGGCAUUAGUCCCCCUCACAGUAUAGAAAACCAUGCACACAACCACGAGGAACUGGAAAAUGCCGCUGGGCCGCUGGGGAGCGUAUCCAUGCACUCGAGUCACGAAGCUCACCAUGCAGGUGAGAGUGUGGAGGCAGAGCAACUCAAGGGAAAAGUUCGCGUUCUGUGCUGGGUGAUGACCAACCCAAAGAACCAUGAGAAGAAAGCACGCCACAUUAAAGCUACCUGGGCUCGGAGGUGUAACAAAUUACUGUUCAUUAGUUCAGAAGAAGACAAAGAACUAGGAGCGGUAGCAUUAGAAGUUGGUGAAGGUCGCGAUCACCUGUGGGAAAAGACGAAAGCUGCCUUUGUUUAUGUUUACAAUAAUCAUUACAAAGAUGCUGACUGGUUCUUGAAGGCAGAUGAUGAUACAUAUGUUAUUGUGGAGAACCUCCGCUAUAUGUUGAGUCCUUAUGAUGCAGACGAUCCCAUGUGGUUUGGCUGUCGCUUCAAGAAGUACGUCAAGCAAGGAUAUAUGAGUGGAGGUGCUGGCUAUGUCUUGAGUCGGGAAGCUCUGCGUAAAUUUGUGGAGGAAGCGAUUCCAAAUCCCAAGAAGUGUAGACAGGAUGCUGGAGGCGCAGAGGAUGUAGAAAUUGGUAAGUCAAGCAAGAAAACAUUUUUCUUAUACGCUACCGCCUCAAAGUCUCCGCCUCAGCGCCUCCACCUCGGAACCUCCACUUCAGAACCUCCACCUCAGUGCCUCCACCUUAGUUCCUCCACUGCAGUGUCUCCACUUCAACGCCACCACUUCAAUGACUCUACCUCAGCGCUUCCACCUCGGCACCUCAACUUCAGCACCUCCACCUUAGCGCCUCCAUCUUACUGCCUCCACCUCAGCAAUUCCACCUCAGCACCUCUAAUUCAGCGCCUCAAUCUUAGUGCCUCCACCUCAGUGUCCCAGCACCUCCACCUCAACGCCACCACCUCAAUGACUCCACCUCAGCGCUUCCACCUCAACGCCACCACCUCAAUGACUCCACCUCAGCACGUGUCUUUCAGCGCCUCCACCUCAGCGCCACCACCUCAUUUCAGAGUCGCUCCGGGCGGCGGAGGCAAGGCGAGGGCUGUAGUGGCCCCGCGAGGAAGGGUGCAAGUCGAGAGGGCCACUUAA